AUGUUCUGCAAAGCAACCUUGAUCCCUGUGACCCUCGCCCUCCUCACCACCACGAGCUCCAUUGUCCACGCACCCGGUGUCAAGGUUGCACUGGAGGAGCGCAGCACGCUGACUCGUGCUGACAGGACCUUUGACCAUGAGAAUGUGAUCCUGGAUGGCAUCAAGAUUCAGAACAAAUACCAGAGGAACCUUCGGAACCUGCUGGCGAAUACGGACAGUCUUCCCAAGGGCUGGGAGAUCAAGGACUUCAUUACUGUCUCUUCCUCCUCAGAGAAGCAUGCUGUUGGCAUCGAAGCUCUUGCUAAUGACAAAAAUGUCGAGUGGCUGGGUCCUAUCACCAUCGGUACUCCUAAUCAGCCCUUCAACAUCCAAAUUGACACCGGCUCGCCCAAUCUGUGGAUUCCCAGCUCAUCCUGCGCAAAUCCGCUCUGCAACGGCAAGAGCAAGUACAAUGCCUCAGCAUUGUCUACUUCUUCCCAGAAGAAUGGCACUUUCAUAAUCAGUUACGGUGACAAUUCGACUGUCUCUGGCCCUAUCUACACUGACACUGUGAUUAUCACUGGACUCACCACUACUGACCAGUACUUCUCUUCAGUCACCAUAGUCUCGGCCUCUUUUGGGAAACAUCCUUCUGAUGGCAUCCUGGGUCUUUCCUACGGCUCUCUCUCUUGCCUUGGCGGAGUAUACCCGUUCUUCAAUACCCUGAUCAACCAGAAGAAAGUCAGCAUGGGCAAGUUUGGCUUCACGCUAGGCUCGGUCAGCUCGGAGCUGUACCUUGGUGGCACUGACACGUCCAAGUAUACCGGCUCAAUCGAAUACCAUGACGUCGUCACAUUGACAGGUCUCUGGAUGGCAACUGGUGCGAAGAGCCUGGUCGGCCUUACGACUAUGAGCAGUGGCUUCAACAUGAUCAUCGACUCGGGUAAGACGUAUAUGUACGCUCUGCAGGCCAUGGUCAGCGCCUUCUACGUGGCGAUCCAGGGCAGCUUUAUCUUCAAAAGCAAGACUUGGGAGGUCACUAACGCCAACUUCAACCGCGGUGAGACCUCUAUGGGCAGCAGCCAGUGCGUUGGUGCACUCAUUGCCACGAGCAAGGGCCUUGGUCUCGGGGACAACACCUGGCUGCUCGGUGACGCCUUCAUGAAGAACGUCUACACUACAUUCUCGUUCAACUAG
This is a messenger RNA of Phanerochaete carnosa HHB-10118-sp, 1176 nucleotides long. RefSeq lists its product as uncharacterized. Lineage: Eukaryota; Fungi; Basidiomycota; Agaricomycetes; Polyporales; Phanerochaetaceae. The record is from RefSeq and is a predicted model, not a curated record. Gene Ontology annotation, molecular function: aspartic-type endopeptidase activity. The coding region runs from base 1 to 1176 and encodes 391 amino acids. Gene Ontology annotation, biological process: proteolysis. The transcript is spliced from 6 exons.